Pteropus alecto (black flying fox) is the source of this 4345-nucleotide messenger RNA. It is a transcript of the gene ZFP90, whose product is annotated as ZFP90 zinc finger protein. The transcript is spliced from 5 exons. The record is from RefSeq and is a predicted model, not a curated record. Gene Ontology annotation, biological process: regulation of transcription by RNA polymerase II. Lineage: Eukaryota; Metazoa; Chordata; Mammalia; Chiroptera; Pteropodidae. Bases 291 to 2195 code for a protein of 634 amino acids. Gene Ontology annotation, molecular function: DNA-binding transcription factor activity; RNA polymerase II cis-regulatory region sequence-specific DNA binding.
GGGCCUCUGGGAAGUGUAGUCUGCGAGCUUGCUGAGACCCCGGGAUUGCAGGAGCGAGGCUCUGCGCGCGCAGGCGCACUUCCGGUUUUACCCCGGCGCUGCAGCCAUUGUCCGGCCCCGGUGCGGCUAAGGCCGCUUUGGGCCGCCCCGCUGCACAUCAGAAUUGGAGAGAACUGAGCUUGCAGCGGGGCCGAAGGAACCUGCCCGAGCCCUGGGUGAACCUGCAGUCGCAAAAUCCAGAGACCCCAGGAAGCGGCCCUGUUUGGGAACCAGGCCCCAGCAAGGCAGGAAUGGCCCCGAGGCCUCCAAAGGCAACGCCCCAGGAAUCAGUGACAUUCAAGGAUGUGGCCGUGGACUUCACCCAGGAAGAAUGGCGCCACGUGGACCCUGCUCAGAGGCGCUUGUACAGAGAUGUGAUGUUGGAGAACUACAGCAACCUGGUUUCUCUUGGAUAUCAAGUUUCCAAGCCAGAGGUGAUCUUCAAAUUGGAGCAAGGAGAAGAACCAUGGCUAUCAGAGGGAGAAAUCCAAAGACCUUUCUUUCCAGACUGGAAGACUAGGCCUGAAGCCAAAUCGUCAAAUCUGCAGCAGAGCAUAUCUGAAGUAUCCUUUAGCACAGAUGAGCUCUCACAUGCCACAUUAGAAGACGCUUGGGAUAUGAGUAGUCAGUUAGAGAAACAGCAAGAAAACUGGAAGAGAUAUCUGGGGCCAGGUGUAUCCACCCAGAAGAAAAUAAUCACACCAGAGGAAAGUUUUGAGCAAAACAAAUUUGGUGGAAACUCUAGAUUGAAUACAGACAUGGUUACACAACUGAGCAUUCCUUCAAAGUCUAAUGAAUGUGAUACUCUUGGAAUCAAUUUGGGACAUAAUUCAGACUUACUUGAUCAGAAUAAUAUUCUUGCAAAAAAGAAACCUUAUAAAUGUAAUAAAUGUAGAAAAGCUUUUAUUCAUAGAUCAUCACUUACUAAACAUGAGAAAACUCAUAAAGGAGAGGGAGCUUUCCCCAAUGGUACAGAUCAGGGAAUUUAUCCUGGAAAGAAACACCAUGAAUGUACUGACUGUGGAAAAACCUUCCUCUGGAAGACACAACUUACUGAGCAUCAGAGGAUUCACACAGGGGAGAAACCCUUUGAAUGUAAUGUGUGUGGGAAGGCCUUCAGGCACAGCUCAUCCCUUGGUCAGCACGAGAAUGCUCAUACUGGAGAGAAACCCUAUCAGUGUAGUCUCUGUGGGAAAGCCUUCCAGCGCAGCUCCUCGCUUGUUCAACACCAGAGAAUUCACACUGGAGAGAAACCCUAUAGAUGUAACUUAUGUGGAAGGUCAUUUAGGCAUGGCACGUCCCUCACUCAACAUGAGGUCACACAUAGUGGAGAGAAACCCUUCCAGUGUAAAGAAUGUGGGAAAGCCUUUAGUCGAUGUUCUUCCCUUGUACAGCAUGAGAGGACUCAUACAGGAGAAAAACCUUUUGAAUGUAGCAUAUGUGGGAGGGCUUUUGGUCAGAGCCCAUCCCUUUAUAAACAUAUGAGAAUUCAUAAAAGAGGCAAACCUUACCAAAGCAAUAACUAUAGCAUAGAUUUCAAGCACAGCUCAUCUCUUACUCAAGAUGAAAGCACCCUGACUGAAGUGAAAUCCUAUCAUUGUAAUGACUGUGGACAAGACUUCAGUCACAUUACAGACUUCUCUGACCAUCAGAGGAUCCAUACUGGAGAGAACGCCUAUGAUUGUGAGCAGGCCUUCAGUCAACAACCUAUUUCUCAUCCUGGAGAGAAACCCUAUCAGUGUAAUGUAUGUGGAAAAGCUUUCAAAAGGAGUACAAGUUUCAUCGAGCAUCACAGAAUUCAUACUGGAGAAAAACCCUAUGAAUGUAAUGAAUGUGGAGAAGCUUUCAGCCGACGCUCAUCACUUACUCAACAUGAGAGAACCCACACAGGAGAGAAACCCUAUGAAUGUAUUGACUGUGGGAAAGCCUUCAGUCAGAGUUCAUCCCUCAUUCAGCAUGAGAGAACUCAUACUGGAGAAAAACCCUAUGAAUGUAAUGAAUGUGGGCGAGCCUUCCGAAAGAAAACCAAUCUGCAUGAUCAUCAGAGGAUUCAUACUGGAGAAAAACCCUAUGCUUGUAAGGAAUGUGGGAAAAACUUCAGUCGAAGCUCAGCUCUCACUAAACACCAGAGAAUUCAUAUGCGAAAUAAAUUCUAGGAACCCGAAAUUAAACAAUGUGCAGAAAGCUUUAGCUAAAAUAUUCUUACUCAGUAUCAGAGGAUUCUUACUGGAGAGAAAGCUUCAGAGUGUAAUGAAUGAUAUGUGUGUUUCUGUGUUGUGUGCAGAGAAGACUGUGCUCCUGAAUAGUGUUUUUUUGUUUUUUUGUUUUGUUUUUUUUUUUAAUAAAAGCUACAUUCACAGAUCUGAUUACGGACUUGUAAAAACAAUUACAAAUAUAUAUAACCUGUUGGAAGUGGUAUGCCUAUAUAUUGGACUUUAUAAGGCUUUUAAAAAUAUAUGCAGAUCACCAACUUUUAACAAUUGGACUUGUAGUUCUCAUUGUUUACAGCCUUUUUUUUAUAAACAAAAUUCCUGCAGUAAUGACCAAAACUUAUUUUUAAAAUUGCUUGACUACUGCAGUCAGUUGCAGCUCUUAAAUUGAAUUCACCAUGGAAACCAAUUUCACCUCCAGGAAUUUACUGGUCCAACCUCUUUAUUGUACAGAUGAAGAAACGGAAAGCCAAAGAUGCGAGGUAGUUUACACAGUGUGAUACAGCUUAUAAUGGCAAAGCUGAGUGGAGGAUGCAGGUCUCCUGGAUCUUUGGUCCCAAGGUCUUGCCACUGAAAAGGUAUUUUGGAAUUCAGAGGGCUUUAAAAUAAAUUUUAAGUCAGAUGCACAAACAUUUAAUGAGCACUCAUGAGUUGGAUACACUGGGAAUCAUAAAAGCCUAAGAGGCAGCAAGACAUAUGCAAGUUUGUCUUAUUUAAAGCGACUUGUUGGAAGCUUACAAACCAAAAUGUUAAGAGAAACUGUAAAUGGUUGAACUACUGGUGAUUUUAUUCCUUUCCCCCCAAGUAUCAUAAUUAUACUUUCAGCUAACAUGUCAGUUUCAUAGAAUAUUAAUUCCUCUUAUUGUGCUUUUUUGGAUACUUCCAUGAAAAAACAAAAACAAAACAUUGCUCCCAAGCUUCCUAUAUUGGAUCAAUGGGAAAACAAAAUUAAGACAAGAAUUUUUCCUCAAUUUUACUUUAGGGAAGUAUAAAUCCAUUUACCUAUUACCAUAAAAUUUGUCUUUUAAAUCAGUUUAGAGAAUCAGCAUGUGUGCCUUGGAAAUGUUUCACCAUUAAAAGAUAACUUUAAAAAAAGACAUAUCUAUGGUGCUUUUCCAUCAGUAAAAUCUGAGUUAAGCUUCAGUAGCCCACUACAAUCUUUAAUGUCUCUUAAUCCCUCUCAUACGCUAUCCUAAAGGAAUUUCAAGAAGCUUGGUUGGUUUAUUGGCACCAACAGUGCAGAUAAAUUUGGAAGCAACUGUGGGCAUUGGCCCCUUUCAUACGAGGGCAUCUCAACCCUAAGAUAAGCAAACUUUUUCACCUCAAUGAUGAAUCAUGGGGAGGAGUGAUAUUGGUGGUGGUGGUGAUAAACCUUUCCUUUUGGCUUGCUUGUAUGCCAGGUAGCAGAAUCCAUCAUCCUUGUCUCAUCCUGGACAACAUGAGGCAGCUCCCAAACAUUUUUUGUAAUUUUUUGCAGGAAAAAUUUGCCUGAGGGCUGAAAUGUGGAUGUUUAGUCCAAUGAAUAUAUCACAUGUGGAGCAAGAUGAGAUACUCUAGCAGAUCUGCCCUUCCAAGAUGACAGCCAUUCAAAAAAUAUCGUGUUUACGGUGUUCCAUGCUUAGCACACACACAAUGCUAAGGCCAUGUUUGUGUUGUCUUUUACAUAGUUUAGCAAUAGGUAAUUCUACUCACACCCUCUCCUACCGUUUGGUUAGGUUACCUGUCAGGAACUCAUUUUGCUGCUGAUUGUUUCGGGAUUCCCAUAGUGGACUAUUUGUAAGAAUAGCAUGAAUUGUAGCCAAUCGUGUGCUACCCUACUGUUACGGAAGCUUAUAAAGAAGUUCCAGAAGACCCAAAGGAGACCACUGAUUUGUAUAUGGAGCCUGCCCUAGAUCCAGCCAAUCUCUGAAUCUCACCACAUCUUUAUUAAUAGGGAGGGAGCCUAGAAUAUAUGUGUGGCUGGUUGAGCAGAGGAUUUUGUAGUCUCAGUCACCAUGCACCAUGCAUUUAGGAAUACCCAGCUUUCUAGGCCACAUGAAAUGCAUCCUUGUAACAUCGACUGUAUUAGUUCAAUAAAUAGCCUUAGUUGAAUGGGA